Paramecium tetraurelia is the source of this 1548-nucleotide messenger RNA. RefSeq lists its product as uncharacterized. Gene Ontology annotation, molecular function: tubulin binding; tubulin-glutamic acid ligase activity. Lineage: Eukaryota; Ciliophora; Oligohymenophorea; Peniculida; Parameciidae. The record is from RefSeq and is a predicted model, not a curated record. The transcript has a single exon. Gene Ontology annotation, cellular component: cilium. Gene Ontology annotation, biological process: microtubule cytoskeleton organization; protein polyglutamylation.
AUGUAAUAAUAAUAAACUAAUGAUAUCUCGUAAUGGAAUAACAACAACGAUGAUCUCUAAACCAUUACUGAAUAAGAAGUCGAUGAGUUCAAAACCAGCUAUGUUAGUUUUUAAUAAUAGCAGAGCAAGUAUAAAAAGUAGAAAUCCAUAAAGGUGAACACCACUAAUUGCAGAGGUGAGACCAGAUUAAUACGUAAAGUUAUUGCCAAAAAUAAUUGGAAGGAGGUAUUUAAUGAUGGCGAUGUGUGUUGGCUCGGAUUACCAUUUAAAUACCAAAAUCUUGAAGAAUAUUUCACUUAAUAUGUUAAUCGGUUUGCAGGAAUGGAUUUAUUGGCUCAUAAGACUUAAUCCUCCUUUUAUCUGAAUAAAUUUGCAGAGUACUUUCCAGAAGAAUACGAGUUCUUUCCUAAAACUUACAUUAUACCCGAUGAUAUUGAUAAAUUUUAGUAGGAAUAUAAAAGCACUCGAACUUACAUAGCUAAACCAGAUGCAGGGUCGCAAGGGGAUGGAAUUUAUUUGAUAAAGAAGUUAAAAGACAUCAAAACCAAUGAGAGUAUGGUUAUCUAAUAAUAUAUCUCCAAACCUCUAUUGAUAGAUAAAAAGAAAUUCGAUUUAAGAUUGUAUGUGCUCAUCACAUCUCUUGAUCCCUACUUAUGCUACAUCAACAAAGAAGGAUUGGCUAGAUUUUGCACUGUCGAUUACGAAAAACCAAAUGAUAAGAAUCUCAGGAAUCCUUUUAUGCAUCUAACCAACUAUUCUCUCAAUAAAAGAAAUACCAACUUCUAGGUCUACAAUGGCAAGAAUAUAUUGGAUAUCAAUGAGGGAACCAAAAGAACUUACUCAUCAAUCUAAAAAAACUUAGAAAUCUUAGGAUACAAUAAUUAAGAUGUGGAAGAUCAAAUUGAUAGUUUAGUCGUUGCAUAUCUAAAAAGUCUCCAUCCAUUUCUUGCAUUCAAUCAAAAAUUAGUCUUUCAAAAAAGAGUCGCUGAAGUCAAAUGCUUUUAAGUCUUGGGAUUCGAUAUUUUACUCGAUGAGAAAGGCAAGCCAUGGCUAUUGGAAGUUAAUUCUAAUCCAAGUUUACAAAUUGAACAUGAAGUCUAUGGAGCAAAUGGAAAAUCCGUAUUUGAAGAAUCCUACAUCGACAGUUAUGUUAAAGAGUUAGUUAUGGGAGAUGCGAUAAAAUUGGCGAUGAUUCCUAAAGAAACUUAAGAAGAACUACCAGGAUUUGAGAGUUAUAGGAAAUUAGAAGUGGAUACGACAGAAACUGUAAUCUCGAAGAUGAUGCAAAUUUAUGGUUUCUUGUCUGGAUACAAAUUUCAAGAAUACCUGACUUCUUCUAAAUUCUAGAAAUUGUCGAAUUUUCCAUCAAUGACAUCAUAAACAUUUCUGAAACAUGACUAUGAUUUACUAUAUCGAAAAAUCCUAUUGAAAUCUUACAAUAAUAAUUAAAUGGAUUUCUUUCAAUUUAUUAAUGCAGUUGAAUAGCUGGCUAGUAGAUUAAACUAAGACUUAGAGGAAAUGCUCGAUAGAAUAAUUUAGAACUUUUGA